Molecule: messenger RNA, 1917 nt
Organism: Aspergillus bombycis
Lineage: Eukaryota; Fungi; Ascomycota; Eurotiomycetes; Eurotiales; Aspergillaceae
Product: transposase
Exons: 4
Coding region: 1-1917 (638 amino acids)
Source: RefSeq, a predicted model, not a curated record
AUGGCAUCCACUAUCAACAAGAAUGAUACCACUGAACGGAAUCAACAAUCAAUCGAGAACAGCGUAGGCGAUAUGUUGGAUUCAUCAUGCAAGUUGAGUCAGAGCUGGGGGCGUUCGAGAGCUCGACCGGGUUACCAGGACGGUGCCCCUGCACUAGUUGAGCCUCUCACAGAGGAGCAAUACCGGUCGCUCACACGAAUAGGUAACCAGAGAGCUGCAAAUAGGAUGUGUCGGCCAAGACGGUUCACCUAUACACGAGAAGAGAAGCUUUCCGCGAUUCGCUAUUGCAGGGAGGCCAGAUCGUAUGAAUGUCCACCCGUGAACUUGGAUCCAAUUACCAUGGAAGUAGCGGCUCGAAAACUUUCAAUCAGCAAUAAUUUAUUGAGACGGUGGAUGAAAGAUGAGUUCCAGAUAGUCGCCAUGCCCCCUGGAUCUAAAAGGGUCGAUAAACUUCCUAAAGUUCUUCGGGCAGAACCAGUAUUAGCACCACAGGGAGGCACAGGAGAGACAGGAUCUGACGAUGAGAGUUCAAUCGAUGAUGAGGAUCCAAUCGACAAUGAGAGCUCUUCAAUUAAAGCCGAAUUCUUUUAUUAUUUGUAUUUACCCCCAAGACAGCUGAGGGAAGCGUUGAUUUUGAAAGCAUCUGAUCCUAGGCUCCAUACGUUCCGACACCCUAUUCCAUUUAUUGGCAUCGAAACGGGGAGGUUGGGAAGGCUGUAUACAUUUGAAGAUGCAUAUAACUUUUUAGGUUGUCCGAAUAUCCUUUCCCACCCAGGCCAUCUUCUUCCUCCACCUACCGUGUCUAACUCACCAUCAAAUGAGCGGCCUUCGCUGAAUAUCCACGCCGAGAGCACAUACAUGAAUAGUGAAGGUGAAAGCAAGAGUUCUAUCUCUCGAGUCGCCGAUGUCAAUAAGCAACUCUAUGAACUUGCUCCUGGUUUCGAUAUACGAGUGCCAAGUGAUGAUCAUAUGGGCUGCUAUGCCUCAGUUAGACCUUGUUAUGAGGAAGUCAAGAACUGUGUUGCGUUAAUUUGUCGAAGCAUAGUCACUUCAAGUAGUAAGGUGACUUCAGCCCUCCCUGUGCGCAUUGAGCUGGACUAUGAUUGUCCAUAUCCUGGGGCCCCGGCUCAGUGGGCUGUGAUUCUCUCUUUCGGCGAUGAACACCUACUAUUGACCUUGGUAUUGUCGUUGUGGGGUUCUCAGAGUAUGAAUGCAUCUAGGGCAAGCAUCUUAUACCUUCAAGGAUGGACAAUUGACCAUGGAGUCUGCCUUUCUUGGCUAGAACCCGAGGUAAAAGAGUACUACAAGACUAUCGAAAGACUCUUCGAGGUGUUCAGGCUUAGUCCUGUGCUUCACGUGAUGGACGUUGAACCGCUCUUCUUACGGGCUGAAGAGCGCUGGCGCCCACGGAGAUAUACCAGCACAUGGACUCUUUAUACGACUCCAAUCCAUGCGUACAAUGGGGCCAUUAGGUUCUACAGUCCUAUUCAAGGAAGAUACAUGAAUAUUGAACUACUAGUGAACAGCAUUCUCGAGUUGGGCUCGCGGGUUGUUUUUCUGAAAGAUACCGCCCGAAAGCCUUUUCAGCUUUUGAGGCUAGGCGACUUUACAUUAUGUCGGCCUGCAUCGCAACCGUACGACCACCUCUACUCUCUGACAGAGGAACUAAUCGGGGAUUUGAGGCCACGGGGUAUAAAGGUACCGUUUUCUGAUAAAGUGGAAGAUUUCAAUACCAGUGAAGUGAUGCAAGAGGAAGAAGAUUCGAUCACUGAACUGGAGGAUAUCUCUGAUGCCUCCGAUGUAGAUGAGGUGGACGAGGUCACUGAGGAUAGUAAUAGACGCCAUAUGGAGAUAAGGCGCAAGAAACAUCGCCGGUCGAUGCUAAAUACUGUCUCCAAGAAUUUUCUUCUUGGUUGA